Molecule: messenger RNA, 1516 nt
Organism: Owenia fusiformis
Lineage: Eukaryota; Metazoa; Annelida; Polychaeta; Sabellida; Oweniidae
Source: the annotation of a GenBank genome assembly
AUGUUCCACACAUGUUUUAGCAAACCCAGAAGAUUUUCAACAGACAACUCAAUUGCCAACAACGCAGCUACCAACAACUCAGCUACAAACAACUCAGCUACAAACAACUCACCUACCAACAACUCAGCUGCCAACAACUCAGCUACAAACAACUCAGCUGCCAACAACUCAGCUACAAACAACUCACCUACCAACAACUCAGCUGCCAACAACUCAGCUGCCAACAACUCAGCUACAAACAACUCACCUACCAACAACUCAGCUGCCAACAACUCAGCUACAAACAACUCAGCUACCAACAACUCAGCUACAAACAACUCAGCUGCCAACAACUCAGCUACACACAACUCAGCUGCAAACAACUCAACUACCAAGUUCAACUCGAAGUUUAACAAGCAGCGCUAUUCCAAGAAGUUCCAGUUAUCGACCACUGAAAAGCAGUGCUAUUCCAAGAAGUUCCAGUUAUCGACCACUGAAAAGCAGUGCUAUUCCAAGAAGUUCCAGCUAUCGACCACUGAAAAGCAGUGCUAUUCCAAGAAGUUCCAGUUAUAAACAUCUGACAACCAGUGCUCUUCCAAGAAGUUCCAGUUUUCGACAUCUGCCAACCAUUGCUGUUCCAAAAAGUUCUAGUUUUCAACCAAGGACGACCGUGAUUGCUCCAACACCAACCAGACGAGAGUAUAGUACUGCUAGCUCUUUGACUAUACCUGUUGCCCCUAUUACAAGCCUUGGUGCAGGCCAUGUAAAUUGUUCAGCCGACCUUAACAUCGACAUCCUAGUGCCUUCUUCAAUUAUCACAAAAGAAAAUCUCAAUAUUGGUGAACCUCUCCAUGUUGAGGGCAACAGGGACUGUAAGAUUGACUACAAUGGAGGUCUUGGAAUUUUCGCUGGAGAAAUGCCCCUUUCAAAAUGCUUUACUCUGACGGAAAAUCAAGAUAGCAUAAUGUAUGAAGCAAAAAUCAUUGGAGGUAAUGCGCCAGCUAAGAAUGGAGUCAUCAUCAGAAAGAGUCAGUUUGCCUUGGCUGUUAUGUGUAAAUAUGACAGAUUGGCUGAAAUUGAACCAGCUAAAUUUGUUGCCACUAGAGGGAGAGUCUCCUACAAAGAUGAGGAAAUGGGAGAGUUUACAUUUACUCUGAAACUCUAUGACAGUGCAAACACCACAGAGGUUCUCUCUCCUGAAAAAGAGGUUGCCACAACUGAGAGAGUAUAUGCUGAUGUGCGAAUGACAGAUGCUGACAAUUCUGGUUUGAAAAUGGGAGUCCAGAAUUGUUUUGCGUCUCCUAGCAGUGACAGAAAGAAUGCUAUCAACACAUACUCCCUUAUCGAGAAAAGAUGUUUCAAAGAUAGUACUGUGUUUACUGUUCGAUCAUCUGGAACUCAAUACAAAUUUGGAUUCCUGGCCUUUCAGUUCACUGGAGAUAUCAAGCGUAUCUACCUCCAUUGUCAGGCUGCCGUUUGUAAAGUUGGUGACAGAACUGGAGCAUGUGACCAACCGAAUAAGGUAUCCACUAAUUAA